GUGAGCUGGUCACGAGUGUACUUAGGUGUUCAUUCUCCAUGUGAUGUGCUAGGAGGAUGGACUAUCGGCGUACUGCUGCUUUUCAUAUUUGGUGGAUUUUCGGAUAAGCUCUACGAUGCCUACGAAAGCAGCUCUUCGUCGGACCUAUCCUUCUUCGUUUAUUUCUACUCCGUCGUACUAUUCCUGAUAUGGGCGCAUCCCAGAGCUUGGCCAGAAACGCAGAGCUACGGAGAGUUAGGAAUUGACUUUGCUCUUCCUUCCUCAAACACAAGCCUGAACUUCUUCUGCCAACACUCUGAGGAAGUGUGUAAGAACAAUGAAGAGAUGAGAUUUAUUGUUCGAGAUUAA
Molecule: messenger RNA, 348 nt
Organism: Strongylus vulgaris
Lineage: Eukaryota; Metazoa; Nematoda; Chromadorea; Rhabditida; Strongylidae
Source: the annotation of a GenBank genome assembly